Messenger RNA from Diospyros lotus (date-plum), 1179 nucleotides. RefSeq names its product serine/threonine-protein kinase Aurora-3. Gene Ontology annotation, biological process: mitotic spindle organization; regulation of cytokinesis; protein phosphorylation. Lineage: Eukaryota; Viridiplantae; Streptophyta; Magnoliopsida; Ericales; Ebenaceae. The record is from RefSeq and is a predicted model, not a curated record. Bases 51 to 920 code for a protein of 289 amino acids. Gene Ontology annotation, cellular component: spindle microtubule; chromosome passenger complex; spindle pole centrosome. The transcript is spliced from 6 exons. Gene Ontology annotation, molecular function: protein kinase activity; ATP binding.
UCCCUCUCUCUCUCUCUCUCAUCCACCGUCUCAGUUGCCGCUCCGACCAAAUGGCGGCCGAAAUCCAAGCAAAGAAGCAGAAACAGUCUCAAAAGCAAUGGUCGCUGCAAGACUUCGAGAUCGGAAGACCCCUUGGCAAGGGCAAAUUCGGCCGCGUCUACCUCGCCCGCGAAGCCAAGAGCAAGUAUAUAGUGGCACUGAAGGUGAUAUUCAAGGAGCAGAUAGAGAAGUACAGGUUGCACCACCAGCUGAGGAGGGAAAUGGAGAUUCAGACCGGUCUCCACCACCCCAAUGUGCUCAGGCUCUAUGGCUGGUUCCAUGAUGAUGAGAGAAUCUACUUGAUUUUGGAGUAUGCUCAUCGAGGGGAACUUUAUCGCGAGCUUCGAAAAACUGGCCACCUUUCUGAGAAACAGGCUGCCACUUACAUUGCAAGCCUUACCCAAGCAUUGGCGUAUUGUCACCAGAAGGAUGUGAUUCACAGGGAUAUCAAGCCAGAGAAUUUGUUACUUGAUCAUGAGGGUCGUCUAAAGAUUGCAGAUUUUGGGUGGUCUGUACAAUCCAGAAGCAAGAGGCACACCAUGUGUGGAACUCUUGAUUACCUAGCACCAGAAAUGGUGGAGAACAAAGCUCAUGACUAUGCAGUUGAUAAUUGGACUUUGGGUGUCCUAUGUUAUGAGUUUCUGUAUGGCGUCCCUCCAUUUGAAGCUGAGAGCCAAACUGAUACAUUCAGAAGGAUUAUGAAGGUGGACCUCAGCUUCCCUUCCACCCCUCAAGUUUCGGCUGAAGCUAAAAAUCUCAUUAGCCGGCUUCUUGUGAAGGACUCAUCCAAAAGGCUCUCUCUUCAAAAGAUAAUGGAGCACCCUUGGAUAAUUAAGAAUGCUGAUCCUACUGGUACCUGCUCUAAAUUGCUCUUUGAUUAAUUUUAUUAUUUUUUGGAAGGCUCUUUCCUCCAGACUCUUCCAUGGCCUGUGCAAUCAGCACCGUUAUAUUUUAGAUCCACUACAGCUAUGCAAUGGAACAAAGUGACAUUAGAGUCCCAUCUUGUUACCUGUAGCCAUCAUCAUGUUCUGUACUUUGCGCAAAGGCCAAUAUACAUAGAAGUCAUUAUACACAAGUAUUUUCAGUUUUGCAACUGCUACCUCUCUCCUGGUUUAUACAUGUAGUUUUGUGGACUACUGA